Molecule: messenger RNA, 4599 nt
Organism: Candoia aspera
Lineage: Eukaryota; Metazoa; Chordata; Lepidosauria; Squamata; Candoiidae
Product: integrin alpha-D-like
Exons: 30
Coding region: 1-3462 (1153 amino acids)
Biological process (GO): cell-matrix adhesion; cell-cell adhesion; integrin-mediated signaling pathway
Cellular component (GO): integrin complex; external side of plasma membrane
Molecular function (GO): integrin binding
Source: RefSeq, a predicted model, not a curated record
AUGGAUCUUCCAUCAAUGCUUUUCUACCUGGGCACAGUAUUGGUGCCAUGGUGCUAUGGAUUCAGCGUGGAUGUGGAUACGCCAACUAUCUUCCAAGGGCAUAGCCAGAGUUUUGGGAUAAGUAUUGCCCAGAAUGGGAAUAGGGUGCUUAUCGGGGCCCCAUUCGAGACAGGAAAGGUGAACGAAACAGGCAAACUCUACCAGUGCACCUACCCUUUUGGUGACUGUAAAGAGAUUAGCAUCCAACGACCAAGCGAUGCUUUCAAUAUGUCCCUUGGUUUGUCCUUGGUUGCUCUGAAUGAUCAGGUCCUGGUGUGUGGCCCCACUGUGCACCGGGCCUGUGGGAAAAAUAUGCAUGCAAAUGGCUAUUGUUUUCUGCUGGAUCAAAAUCUGCAAGAAAAGGAACGCUUUCCAGAAUCAUUGCCAGAAUGCACCCCUCAUCCAACUGACAUUGUCUUCCUGAUUGAUGGCUCAAGCAGCAUCCAGAAGGCAGAUUUUGAAAAGAUGAAGCAAUUUGUUUCUGAGGUCAUCGAGAAUCUGUCUGGCAGAGAUAGCUUGUUUGCUCUCAUGCAGUUUUCAGGGAACUUCAGGGAACAUUUUAAUUUCAAGAGUCAAAACCCCGCACGCCUCGUAAUGGAAGUGGAGCAGCUGCAUGGAUGGACCAAAACAGCCUCAGCCAUCCGCAAAGUUGUGAGGGAACUGUUUAUUGCAGAAAAGGGAUCCCGGCAUGGGGCGAUGAAGAUCCUGAUUGUGAUAACCGAUGGAAGCAAGAGGAACGACAUUGCUCAGUAUUGGCAGGUGAUACCAGAGGCUGAGCAAGCCGGGAUCAUCCGUUAUGCUAUCGGGGUUGGCAGUGCUUUUUCAACAGACAAAGUCCAACAGGAACUGAAAGACAUUGCAUCUGAGCCAGAUGAUGACCACGUUUUCAAAGUCAAUAAUUUUAACGCUUUGAAAAGCAUCCAGGACCAGUUGCAGAACAAAAUCUUUGCCAUUGAAGGCACCCAGUUCCAGAGAAGCAGUUCCUUCCAGAUGGAAAUGUCCCAGGAAGGUUUAAGUGCCCUGCUGAUCCCGAAAGGCCCUGUCCUUGGAGCUGUGGGAGCCUAUGACUGGUCUGGAGGGGUGAUUUUAUAUCAAACCAGCAACCAGGACCCAGCAUUUAUUAAUAUCUCCAGCACCCUCAAAGAUAUGAGUAAUUCAUAUCUUGGCUAUUCUUCUCAGCCUGUCCAGUUCAAUGGGAGGAAUGGUCUGGUAGUGGGAGCCCCUCGCUAUGAUCACAUCGGCAAAGUUGUUUACUUUGAGAAUGAACCCCUGAGCAGGGAAUGGCGACCGAAGAUGGAGGAAGUAGGAGAACAGGUUGGUUCUUACUUUGGAGCAACUUUAUGCUCAGUGGACCUCAACCAAGACACUAACACAGAUUUGGUUCUGGUUGGAGCUCCCAUGUACUACGAUGCCAUUACAGGAGGAAGGGUUCACAUCUGUCUUUUUAAGAAUGAAGCAUUUUCUUGCACGGAUAGCAGCACAGCUUUGAAAGGCCAGCCAGGACACACGUUUGGCCGCUUUGGGGCCAGCAUUGCAGAAGUGGGUGACAUCACUGGGGAUAAAUGGACGGAUGUGGCCAUUGGUGCUCCCUUGGAGGAUGAGAAUGCGGGAGCUGUGUAUAUAUUUUCAGGGGAAAGGGCAUCGAUCCAGCCCUGUUAUGUUCAGCGCAUUGAAGGACAGAAGUUUUCUGGAAGGUUCUUUUAUUUUGGCCAAGCUAUCAGUGGAGGAACAGAUCUUACGGGGGAUGGACUGCAGGACAUCAUUGUGGGACAACAAGGAAGAGUUUUGCUGAUGAGGUCCCGUCCUGUUCUGCAAGUGAAAGUCUCCAUCACGUUCCGCCCACCUGCCAUCCCCACCUCAGUCUUCCAGUGGCAGAGGACAACGCCUCUGGAGAACGUGGGCAGCAUGGCAGAAGUGUGCUUUACUGUUUCGAAAAUCACUCAGGAUUUCCUAGAUGAAAUCCGUAGUGCGCUCUGGUACAGCCUGGCCCUGGAUUCUCACAGAGCACACGCUCGAGCCUCCUUCAGUUCCAAGUCUCCUGUCCUGCAAGCAAACUUUUCAGCUGGACUUGAGCAGAAGUGCCAGAACCACUGGAUUGAGCUGCCUGUUGGCACCGAGGAUACCUUGACACCCAUCACCUUAGAGCUGAAUUAUAACCUCAUGGGGAAAUCCAUCACUAAAGUCCCAGAUCUCCGGCCCAUCCUGAGCGAACGGUCAAAGCAAAACUACACAGCUGAGCUCCCCUUUGAGAAGAACUGUGGCAGUGACGGGCAAUGUGAAGACAUUUUGCAAACCUCAUUUACUUUCUCAGGCCUGGAAACUUUAGAUGUGGGUUUGACUCCCAAGUUCAACAUAACAGCCUCCCUUCAGAACCUCGGGGAGGAUUCCUACCGCAGCACUUUAUGCAUCUUCUACCCUGCACGGCUGUCCUAUCGCAAAGUCACAUUGCUGCAACAGGCCAGCAGAAAGGUGGCGCGGGUCCAGUGCCACUCAGCCCCUGCCCGGGAGGAAGAGGCCUGCCGGAAUUCCACCUGCAGUGUCAACCACCCUAUUUUCUGGAGUGGAGCAGAGGCUAUUUUUGUUGCCACAUUUGAUGUCUCCCCGCAUGUUGAUCUAGGAGACACACUGCAGAUCACAGUCAAAGCUGACAGUGAAAAUGGGGGCACCACCAUCAAGGACAUCAGUUAUGAAGCCACCUUGCCUGUCAGAUACGCUGUGUACCUCCUUAUCAACACGGUCGAUGAGUCUACCACGUAUGUGAACUUCACCGCAGGCCAGGAAGAAGCACGCAAGACGGUUGAACAUCGAUAUGAGGUGAAGAAUCUUCGUAAACGAAGCAUCCCUUUCAGGGUGACAUUUCAGAUACCAGUAAAACUGAAAGGGAUUCCUGUUUGGAACGUGUUUCAAGUCAUUCCUUCUGAGCCUGAAGUGGCCAAGUGUGACUUGGAGAGAGAAACUCCAGGCUCCAAGAAUCUUCUGGCAAAGGAGCCACAUCCCCAGCUGGACUGCUCCGUUGCCUCCUGCAAAAUAAUCUGUUGUGACAUUUUGUCACUGAAGAUGCAGAAAAAGCCACUGGAGUUCAGGAUCAAAGGAGACAUCAAUUUCCACUGGACGUCUCAGAUCCAACAGAAGAAAGUUAGUUUGGUGAGCUCCGCACAGAUUUCUUAUGACAAGAGAAAAUACACGCAAGAGGAGGGCUUUCCACAAACUCAGGCGCAGACAAUGGUGGAGCAGAUCGAGAUCCACAACAGCCUCCCGGUUAUCAUUGGCAGCUCUUUGGGAGGUUUAAUCCUUCUAGUUCUCACAACUACAGCCUUGUAUAAGGUUGGGUUCUUCAAGCGUCAAUACAAGCAGAUGCUGGAGGAGGCCGGAGCUGAGAAUGAAGCCGUUGGUCCAUCCUCACCAAAUAUAGAGUCCUCCUAGCAAAGACCUUGUCUCCUCCUAAUAAUCCUGCUGAGUCUUUUCAGAUGUUCAGAUGGAGCUCUGUUUUGAGCACCUAAGAAAAGGUGUGCCAGAUGAGUUCAUCAACCAAUUUAUUACAGUGCCCUCAAGAUACUUCAGAAAAGCCCAGAAGGCAGAACUAAAGCAGAAUCCAUCCUUUCUUCUUGCUCACAGUAACUGAUAUGUAUUCCCUGCCUCUAAACACAAGAUGUCUGCUGAUUUGGGCUGAUUGACAGACCCUGCCUACAUGUAUGUUUCAUAUCCCUUUAAAAAUUUGUCUAAGCUGAUGGCUGUCUUCCUGAGAUCUUUUGAUAUCUCUCCUUGACUGGAAAGAUCCAGCUUCUGACACCCAUGUUGAGAAGUGGUAACAACUUGUUUUGAGCGCGCUGGUUGAAAUCAAGCUUUCUCUCUUGAAUGGAGAACAUACAUGCCUCUUCCUCUUAUUUGGUCGUGAGAGGCAAGAAAUCAUGGAAAAGGUGGUUGGUCUUCUUCUCCUGAUGAAGCCCUGCCAGGUUAAGGUUCUUCCUCAUGACAGCAGUAAGGUGCAUUCCUGCAGUCAAUCAGUUGGCAGAAAAAACGACUAGUAUACUUUGAAAUGUACUGACAGCCAUGCAAACUGCCUCAUCGGGAAUGUGGCUUGAGAUGGGUCCUGUCCAUGCAGAUUUACUCUGGGACAAUCCAAGGAUAGUGAUUGGUAGAUUCCCCAGGCUUUGUUUCUGCUCCCACCCAGGGCCAGCUGCCAGGGGGAGAAGCCUCCACCAGUCAUUCUCCUUCAAGUGUGGUGGAUGGCUUGGACGAGACUGAGUGGCACCUGGAAGGAAGGCCAGUGGGUUGAGCUAUUUUUCCACAGAGGUCUGCCAUUCUUCUAAAAGGCUGGUAAGCAGGUUCUCUAGUCUUGAGUUACUUGUGCUAGAAGGGGAAACUGGCAGAAUUCUUGGCAAUUUCAUCCCAGCUCCCAAAUAUCCCAAAUGGCUAAGAGUUGCUUCGAGGAAUGGCAGUGCCCACAGCUAGUGGAUACAGUUGGUAAUGCCUGAAAGUAGCCAGCGGGAUACCCAAAGUGUUGUUAGAGUAGGGCAGUGUUUCCCAACCUUGGCAACUUUAAGGUGUGUGGACUUCAAC